AUGCAACAAACACAAAGUGCAACAACUGCUAUAUACACUCUUACUAUGGCAACAGCAUGGAAAAAAAUGAUUGAAAUCGAUGAUCAAAUUGCCCGUCCCCUUAACUUGGCCAAUUCGGCAGUUUUGCGUGCCGUCGAGGAGGAAGAACAAAUGAAGUGUGAAAUGUUUGAGCCAUCAUUAAAAACAGAAAGACAAAGUCGCUCUAGACAACGUUUUUAUUACCAGCGACCACAUACACCGGUGCAUCAACAUCAAUUGGAACAAAUCAAAACGCAAUACUUAAGCCAUCAGCACGAUAUAACAAUUGACCGUGAUACAGUUUUAAAGAUAAAUCGCCUGGCAACACGAAGAAAUUUACAUAAACGUGAACACAGCUGGCCACCGACAACAAUGACAGCAACUGGAUGUAUUGUCAACAACAAUGAACUACUAAAGAAUGUUGAUGAAAAGGGAAAAAUAUUAAGUCCACAGCAGCAGCAGCAUAUACGCAGUACUUCGCACGACAAUGCGUUACAAUUUGAUGAAACUGUUUGUAAACGUCAUGGCAUUGAUGUUAUACGGGAAAAAUUCAAUAGUCCCACUAGAAUAAUUGAACCCACUGCCCAAGAGGUUAGACAAAGAAGGCAGCAACAACGUAAGUUACAGCAACAAAAACAACAACACCAAAAGCAGCAGCCACAACAACAGCAACAAACUAGAAGUCGAAGUGAUGAUGCUGGAGGUGGAGUUGAUGGUCUUGGUGGGGAAGUUGCAAAGAAAAAACCUAAACAAAUGAUUAAUCUGUUGAAACAUGAAGAGCUAUUGAGAAAAAAUUCCCCCAAUAAAUCAGCCACUAUGACGGACACCAGAGCUAAUGCCCAAAGGACCACGAAUGAAAAUGAUGCAGUGGAAAAAAAUAAUGAAAACCUACCUGGACAGCAAACAACUAGUGACAAAUCAACUGAAAUGGAAUGUGACAAAAACAUAAAGGCCAAAGAUGAAGCCGAAGAUGAACUAUUUAAAACCACUACUUUGCCAGUGGCUAAAGGCUUUUCUCAUCCCGAAACUAAGGCAGCCGAUGAAGAUAUAGGUUUAGUGGAACCCAAAAGACAAUAUUAUGAACAAUUAUGUUCCAGCAAGAAAUGGCAUAGUUAUGAAAAUCUUUUGGCUGCAGCAAGUGGAAAGCCAGUCUUAAGCAAACCCUUAGCUCCGCAAAUGCACAGACGUCAAGCUUAUUCCCUAGAGAGAGGACGCGAAGCACGCCAACACAAACAAUUGCCACCACAAAAGCCCAGAAUUUCACCCAAACUACAAAGACGUUCUAUGAAACUAGCUACUGAGAUAAAGAUUUCAUAUGAUGCCGAUGCCCAGCAACAUAAUAUACAAGUUAAAUCCUUAAAUCAACCCAAAAAGCCGCAAACUGCAGCAACAGUCCCAACCACUACCCUUGAUGACUUAGAGCAUAUACCCUUACCGGCUACACCAGAUAAAUGCCGUACUGUACCAGUGACUGUAGAACAAAAUGGUGAACAACACAAAGAAUUUGAUGCAAAAACAAAGUCCUUAAAAGACCAACAAAUUUAUGACGAUUCAUGUAUAUAUUUAAGAUCCAUAGAUUUACAGGAUAAUACCAUAGCUUAUAUACCAGCUGCCAUAACAAUUGUGCCCUCACCAACGGAGGAAAUAAUGCAACAUUGGAUGGAAUCCAGUAACCUUAAGGCCAACAUUAAAGGGGUUAAUGAUAUUGAGACAGCAGACAGCAGCAAUACAACAAGCAAUGAUUUGCAGAAUGAAAAAAAUGAAAAUUUAAUAUCAAUGUUAAAACAGGAAUCUGUUAAAUCAGCAGUAAAGCCGGAGGGUAUUAAACAACAACAGAGGCACAAGCAACAACAAAAUGACAAACAUGAAGCUGGCGUUGAAACGAAAGCAGAGACAGACACGUAUGUGACACGCUUGCCAAGCACACCCAACGGCAUACAGCUAACACGUCAAACUAGUGUCAACACUAAACGUAGCAGCAACAACAACGAAGACAACAAAAUAUCCACUACCUCACCGAUGACAAUUGAAACAGCAAAAACACACGCAACUAUACAGCCAAAACAACAACAACAUGAAUCUCAAGCUCCAGGGGUUAAGCAUUCAAAUGCAACAGCAACAACAGAAUGUAAUAAAACUGCAAAAGAAGUUGACAAACCAGAGCAACAAGGUGUUUACUAUACAGAUGGUGAAUUUAUAUAUGGUCCCUAUGAUCCUUAUAAUGGAGCACCACUUGCCAAUGCCACGGUACGUUCCUUAGAAGCUGAACAGCAACAAAAACAACAACAGCAGCAGCAGUUAUAUCAAGAAUCGAACCAAAUUAAAAAAGAUAUUGAAGCGGAAACAAAAACUCAGCAUAAAAAUGAGAUUGCCAAUCUAACAGCAAAAUAUGAACAUAUACAGAAAUCCAUAAACGAACACCUAAGGCAAAUUGAUGCAUAUAUUGAAAAUGCUAAAGCGGCAUUAAAAUCCACCAUAGCAACUGGCAAUAAACCGGAGUCAUCUUCUCCCUCUUCGCCUCAUAUUUCUGAAAAGGACCGACAUUUAACUGCACAACCACAAUUACACUAUGAAAAUAACUUAAAGUCACCACCAAACGAAACCCCUUUAAAGGAAAUUUUAAGAAAAAUCACUAACAUCAUGCAGGAAGUGAAACCUUUACACCGGAACCAAAAAGCUAACAAACAGGAAAUAUACAUGCAUGAACCUACAACUGGCAAUGCACAACAAGAUGGAGAAGAAAAUAUGCCUAUAGUGGAUAAAACCUACUGCAACAACAGCCUCACAUGUUCUUAUAACAGAAGAGACAACAAACAAAGAAAAUUCAUUGGAAACAGCAAAAAAUCAACAGCUCAAAGAAGUAAAAACUAUACAAUUACCACCGCCGCCGCCACCACCACUACCUCCUUCUCCUUCAAAACCAAACAAGAGAAACCAAGAAAAGAACAUAUUGGAGAUGAGCAAUUAUUGGUCAAUGACAAGCUAAUAACAACAGCUCAAAUACAAAGUCAGCAACAUACACCAGUGACGUCAAAUUUUCUACAAAAAGAAAUGACAAUGUCAGCGUUAACGCCGAAGGAUAAGGCAGAAGAUACUACCACCACCACCGCUACCAAGGAUAAAAUGAAGAAUUUCGUUUAUGGUUUUAUAACAGCACGACAUGAGCAGGAACAACUUGUCGGGCAAGUAAUUGACACACUGGAAAAGUUGGAAAAUGAAACGAAAGAAAAUCUAGUUAACAUACACGUACCACCUGCACCUGAUGAUGAGCAGAUCAAAUCAAAUUUAAAUCAACAAACACCAACAUCACCAUCAAGCUCAACAUCAAACACACAAACAAAAAAGGAAGAGGAUAAAGCAAUAAUGCAAAAUUGCAACAUUUCCGUUUUGGCAAAUGCCUCUGGCAAAGAUGCUUGUAAUCAUGACAAUCAUGAUCCAAAAUCAACUAAAGGUAAUGAAUCUCAGCUGAAAUUGCAUAUUAAGGAUUUUGCUGACAAAAUAGCUGAUAAGCAAUUUCAAAAAUAUGACAACCAACCACCAACGAAGAAUACCAAUGAUGUGGUCAACACUAACAGUAAUAAUAACAAACCUGGCCAAAGGCAUCAUAUAACAACAGCACAUGAACAUAAUAAUAAACAUGUAAGUUCUCAUCAUCAGGACGAUGACGUUGCUAUUCCUGAUGAGGAUGACAAGGAUAAUAAAAUAAAGAAGAUGAUGGAACAGGAGCAACAUCAAGAGGAGGAAGGUGAUAGUAAUCGUAGCAGUGCCAGUGAAUUAAGUAACACUUAUAAAUCCUCCUAUGAACUUCCUAGUCCAUAUGUAACAGUGCGUCAAAUAUCCUGGGAGGAUGUUCAGGCAACAACCACACAAACACCUACAAACUUUACUACUAAUCAGAAACAAAGUGAGAAAGUUGAAACUGCUAUAGCAGCAGUAUCAACACCAAAACAUGACAUACCAAAUGCACAAAUAUGUUCAAAAUCUCCAGUAACAUUUUGUGCGAAGACUGCAACAUUUACGCCGGUACCGCCAGUCACGACAAGUGGUCACGUUGAAAUGCAAUCAACGACAACAUUAAAAACACGCAUACAAACUAGAAAACAACCAUCACCACCAACACAGCAGCCGCAACAACACGACCUUACCCACAUUACUGCAGAUGAGGGUAGAAAAUAUCCAGCUCCCCUAAUUGAGCCCCAUUUGCCAACACGUUCAACAUCACCGUUUGGUUUAAAUGCCAUCGAAUUGCCCUUUAAACAACGACGAUCACCCUCAGUGUCACCCACACGUCUACGUAAAAUAAGAAUUGCUCAGGAUGCCUUAGCUUCUAGUGCAACCAGAAAAUAUCCAUCACCAUUAGUUGAACCUCAUUUGCCAACACGAGCCACAUCACCAUUUGGUCUAAAUGCAGUUGAAAUGAAAAAUGUAAAACGUUCAGCAUCAACAUCACCCAAACGCACCCAGCAUACACAACUGCGAACAUCGCCUAGAACAGUUGAUGAAAUGGCCAUACGUAAGUAUCCAGCUCCACUAGCAGAGCCUCAUGUACCUACACGAGCAGCCUCACCAUUUGGUCUAAAUGCCGUGGAUGUUUUUCAUUUAACAAGAGCCACAACGCCAAUGCCAUCAUAUGGACUGGAGGUCAAGUACGAUGAAGAUGAGCAGGAACAAGACUAUAACGAUGAUGAUGAACAUGAAGAUAAACCCAUAUCACCUAUACGUAAAUAUCCACCAGCACUAAUUGAGCCGCAUGUACCAACACGAGCUGCAUCACCAUUUGGCUUAAAUGCUGUAGAGACAAAACAAAAAGCUCAACGUCACCGUACACCUUCGCCAGCACGUGGACAUCACUAUCAUCAUCCACAUUCACAUCAAGCGGCAACUUCGAAAUCACCCUCCACUGCCACUGACAGUUGCAACAAGACAAUCGCUUAUGUGCCACAGGUGGAAGGUCAUAAUAUUGGUUUACUAGUACGCUCUAGUACUCCAGCACCCUACUCUCAUACAGACACCACCUCUCAGACAACACGUCUUCAAAGUGAGAUAAAUGCAACAAAGACCUCAUAUGAUUAUGCCACGAUGACUGCCCGAGAUAUCAGUGGUAAUAAGUACUGUGCGAGAAAUGAUAUGGGACGUGAUGCUGCCAACGAAAACGACUACAUCUCCGUCGUAGUCACCGAUGAUGAUGAAGCGACAUGUGAUGAAUUACAACGCAUUAAUACAAUUGGCUCAACCAAACAAGGUACUACAACAAAAACAAUGGAUCAGCCUCAAAAACAAGAGCAACAACAUAAUCAUCAUCAUCCACAUCAGGAACAAUAUAGUGGCAAUGCAAGCAGUAGCGGUCCACAUAUGGCCGUUGACGUGAUUUUACUACCAACAUCUGUUAUUAAUCGUUCAUUUGAUAAUGUUUCGCCUCGUCCAUAUAUUUCGAUAGAAGGUUAUAAACGUGUAGCUUGGCCACCAGCAUCUGAGGAAAGAAUUGUACGUGAAUUUACACCACAACCUCAGACUCAAUUCCCACCAGCGCCCGGUUAUAAUCAACAACAACAUCAACAACAACCAGCUGCUCAAGCCGCCGCUGCUGUACCACCAACUCAGGAUCCCAAUUAUUACAAUAAUGUACAACAACACCAAGCACCCAUAAAUUAUAAUAAUACUAAUAAUAAUAAUAAUUUUGCUCGUGAAAAUAAUUCACCUUAUAAACAAACUCAAAAUCAAACUGAUUAUGAAGCGUUUCCCCCACAAACCCCUGAAACCCCAAUUAUAUUGAAAGACAAACAAUUCAGUAGACUACCAUCUCAUGAACCUAAUAGUGUACCUUAUCAACAUCACCAACAACAACACCAUCAGGAACAACAAUACCAACCACCUCACAUCCCACAACAGCAACAACAAAACUAUCACCAGGAACAACCUCAAUACCAACAACCUUUAUAUAAUCAACAAAACUAUCCACACCAUCAACAGCAACAACCACCACAACAAUAUCAACCUAAUCCACAAAAUGUUGCUUAUCCCCAGCAACAACAACAGCAACCCCAUUAUCCACACCAGGAAGAGCAACAUCAUCAACAACAAACCCUUCCUGGUUGGAAACCCAUACGUCCACCUCAGGCUAAGCCUGAAACUUUAUUUACCAGUGCCUAUGGUGUUAGAGAAACUACUCCCUCUGUAGCUACUCCUAUUUAUCAACAACAAUAUCAAAAUUAUCACCAACAGCAACAAUAUCGUGCACCAUCCUAUGAUAACCAACAACAUCAGCAAUAUCAACAACCUCCACAACAUCAAGCACAACAACAAUAUCCCCCACAACCUCAGUAUCAAGCUCAGGCUCCAGCACAAAAUCAAUAUCAACAACAACCUCAUGUGGGAUCGCAAUAUCAGCAACCCCCUCAACAACAAUAUCAACAACCUGGCCAACCUGCUUGGGCUCAACAACAGCCACAACAACAAUAUCAGCAACCACCAUGGGUGCAACAACAACAACAACCUCAACAGCAGCACCAACAACCUCAAUAUCAAAAUCCAUCCAUAAAUCAAUAUAAUCAAGCACCUCAUCAUCAACAACAACAACAAAAUCAAUUUGUACCACAAACCAAUCAACAACAAUUUAAUUCUUAUUCACAGCCCCAACAACAACAGCACACCGUGUCUCACGAUCAGGUCGAUCAGCAGCAACAUUACCAACCCCAAUUGCCACAGGAACAACGUGGCGCCAGCCCUGGUAUUAUAACUUUGCGCAAAGAGGCACCAAUUACCCAAAAACCAGCACCCGUUUACGCAUCUCAGCCCGCAGCUACUAGCUAUAGAGAAUCUUCCACCGACUCGUUAGGCGGCUCCAGCAUGCGUGGAGACUUGAAGUGGCCACCACCAGAAUACAAAGAGGCUGCUGCCAAAGAAAAUGAGGAACGUCGCAAAUUGGCCUUGGGCCCAGUAUGCAGGCCAAGAAAAGUCAAUCGCGACUACACCUCAUUCUUUGCCAAGAAUGCUUUGAGUCAUCACUACCCCAGCUAUAAGGUUCCUCCAGGCACACAACACAUGAUUAAUUAAACUGGCCACUUUUAUUAGCAAUAGUAAUAGGAACUACAAAUUUAAAAAAAAAAAACAGAAAGAUGACGGAAACCCCACUGCAAACUAAGGAAAUGAUUUAGCCAUAAUGUUUAAGAAAAAAAAAACUUAACGAUAAAAAUUUUACUAAUAACCUAACGAAAGAACUAACUUUAAAGAAAAACAAUGAAAAACAAAUUAAAGAAAAUUACAAUUUAGAUAAAAUUUCAGAAAACAAAUGUAUGCACUUCCUAGUUUUAAGGCUUAACUUAACUUAAAAAAAAAUGUAUAAAAAUUUAAGAAUACAAAAUAUGGCUUUAGUUUUUGUAAUCAGGUUUUUUCAAAGGAAAUAUAACAUCACUUCCACAGCAAAUAUUUUGUAUUCUUAUAAAGAAAAUAAUAAUAAUUUAUUAUAUAAAAAUGUUGCUCAACAAGAAAUUAUUUAUAAAAUAUAAAAAAAAAAAUAUUGAAUUUUAUUAUAAUAUUAAAAAAAGAAACGUUUGAAAACUACUUAAACUAAAGGCUUAAGUAGUUAUAGAAAUUUAUAAAUAUUUUAACGAUCAAAAUAAAACUAAUUUUUUCUUCUUAUAUGUUAAAUAAGUUUUAGCUAACCCCACAAUUAACGAACACAAAUAAAUAUUUAUGUAAAAUGUUUAAUAUAUUUAUUUGUGUAACUUUUAAAUGUUUUAAAAUAAUUACUUAUUCAAACGAUUAUAUUAACCUUUAAAGCUUUAAAAAAAAAUAUUAAAAAAAAAAUAUUAAUGCUCAAUACAAAUUAAAAUAAAUUGUUAUAAAUAUUUAAAUACAUUAUUUAGAAACUAUAGAAAAAAGAGAAACGUGAGAGUAUUCGUCUUAAGAUCCCAACAAGAGAAAUGCGCCAAUUUUUUUAUAUGUAAAACAACAAAAAACAAUUAAUAAUAAUAAUAAUAAUAAUAUUAAUAAUAUUAUAUAGAAAAUUAAAAAACGACUUUAAACGUUUAGUAUUUAAUACAUAAUGUCUUAAUAAAAAUACAAUCCUAAGAUAUCAAUAAAUCAUAUAAAUCUUCUUUUGCCAUAAGAAGAUGCAUUAUGUGUCAAAUACUAUCUUUAGCUAAAUGUUUAGUUUCUUUCGAUUCCUUUUUACAAUUUACUCAUUUUUUGCCAAUUUUUAAUUUGAAAUUAUUUUAACAUCAUGCAAUUCACUAUAUACAGAGAGAGGAUGCCAAUUGCAGUAAUUUUAAAUUUUAAUUUGGCUUCAAAUAAGUUUAUUGUCAAAAGAAAAUAGAAAAAACAAACAUUAAAGCCACCCAAAAAAAAAACCUACCAAUUCUUCUCUAUCUAUUACCAAACUAUGACUU
Messenger RNA from Lucilia sericata (common green bottle fly), 8405 nucleotides. RefSeq lists its product as uncharacterized. The transcript is spliced from 10 exons. Lineage: Eukaryota; Metazoa; Arthropoda; Insecta; Diptera; Calliphoridae. Bases 1 to 7071 code for a protein of 2356 amino acids. The record is from RefSeq and is a predicted model, not a curated record.